AACAUGGUGAACGUUCCUAAAACCCGCAGGACUUUCUGUAAGAAGUGUGGCAAGCACCAGCCCCACAAGGACUCUCUCUACGCCCAGGGAAAGCGGCGUUAUGACAGGAAGCAGAGUGGCUAUGGUGGGCAGACUAAGCCAGUUUUCCAGAAAAAGGCUAAACCUACAAAGAAGAUUGUGCUGAGGCUUGAGUGUGUGGUGCCCAACCGAAGAUCUAAGAGAAUGCUAGCUAUUAAGAGAUGCAAGCAUUUUGAACUGGGAGGAGAUAUGAAGAGAAAGGGUCAAGUGAUACAGUUCUAAUCAUCUUUUGUUUUAUCAUGAAGACAAUAAAAUCUUGAGAUUAUUA
Molecule: messenger RNA, 346 nt
Organism: Otolemur garnettii (small-eared galago)
Lineage: Eukaryota; Metazoa; Chordata; Mammalia; Primates; Galagidae
Product: 60S ribosomal protein L36a-like
Exons: 1
Coding region: 4-300 (98 amino acids)
Biological process (GO): translation
Cellular component (GO): cytosolic large ribosomal subunit; ribosome
Molecular function (GO): structural constituent of ribosome
Source: RefSeq, a predicted model, not a curated record